Molecule: messenger RNA, 1088 nt
Organism: Myzus persicae (green peach aphid)
Lineage: Eukaryota; Metazoa; Arthropoda; Insecta; Hemiptera; Aphididae
Gene: ND-B14.7
Exons: 2
Coding region: 281-805 (174 amino acids)
Biological process (GO): mitochondrial respiratory chain complex I assembly
Source: RefSeq, a predicted model, not a curated record
AUUUUUUUACAUCAUAUUUUGUGUAUUUCCGUUGACCAAGGUGAAUAUUAUAUACAUAUAUCUCCCGCUUAUCGUUAAUAGCGCAUAACAUAUGUUCAUGUUAUCACGACCGGAUUCGUAUUUCGUAUUUAGACAAAACUAAAAAGAAAACUCAAAAACUGUAUCAUUUUCUUGGUCGGGUCUCUUCCGUCACUCGAUCUGUCGUUCCUUCGACCCUCUAUUGCGAACGCUCGAUCUUUGCCAUCAUCUCUUACCUACGUCGACCGAACCAUCAGCCACCAUGUCGUUGUUCAGGUACACGUAUUACGAUACUCCGGACGGUAAGGACCUCAUAAAAAAACUGUUCUACACCAACAAACAAGUGUCCAUCAUUGGGUUCGGGCUGGCUACAUCAGAAAUCAUCCUGGUCAGCAAACCAUUUGGAUAUCUGAACACCGCAGUCAGAUACGGCCAGUUGAUGGGACCAAUGUAUGCUGCCACAUCGACAUUCUGCUUGGUGACUUACUUUUCCACCAACAUACGUGGUAAAGAUGAUAUGGUGAACUAUGCCAUUGGCGGUUUCUCCACCGGCAUACUGACCGGUCUACUGUUGAAUCAAAAAAUGCUCGGUUUUUGGAUGGCAGUUUCGUUCGCGUGUAUUGGUGCAGCCAAGAAGCAUUCAAAGCUUAACAAUUACGAAUUCUACCCCACUUAUCCUAAAAUUCGUAAACCCUUGCACGGAGAUUUCAGAACGCCAUACAAUAAUUGGUCAUUAUAUGAACAGCGACCAAAAGGAUGGAAAGCUGCUGAAGAACGACAGGAAUAAGUGAGAAUGCACCAACAGCAGUUUGUAAUAAUGAAAUAAGUAUGUGAGUUUAAAAUUUAUUUAGUUAUAAUAUAUUACGCAUAAUAUGUUUUGUUUGUUAUAUAGUGUUUGACUUGAAUUACAAAUACAUAUUUAUAAAACAUAAUUUUGUUUCAUUUGCAUUAGACAGUUGUUUUUUUUUUUUAAUAGUUGUAUUAAUAAUAACCUAUAUACAAAUAAAAAGUUCAAAAUCAUUUUAUAAAAAAAAAUUUGUAAAAAAUACAACACCAUCAUUUGUUCGAAU